AUGUUCAAAAUACAACUUUAAUAGUGUCACUGUUGUGAUAUAAAGCUGUGAUAUUUGCGAUAUAUAUUUAAUAUUAUCAAAUUAAUCUUCAUGAAACUGUGUAAGCAGUUAUCCAAAGUUAAAUCUAGUCAAGUUUUGUUAGGCCUACUAUUAAAAUAAUGUCGUCUCUUGUACAUUUGGCUAGAAAUCCCAGGUAUCCAACUUAUGAGAAGUUGGAUCAAGAAGAUGAGGGAUCGCCCACAUCUGGUAGAAGAGUCAAGGUUUAUGGGCCUAGCCGUUCUCACAAAAGAUGUCUUUUGUAUUCAGCAGUCGUAUUUAUUAUCAGUUCAAUUUUUGGAUACUUGUUACUACUACUGUCUACAACACACACCACCGGUACCCUGGAUAGUAUAGCUCUGACACUUGGCCUACACAAGAGCAUAUACGUUAACAGAACACUUGUGUUUGUUUCUGUAGUCUCUUGGAUGUAUGUUGCAGGAUACUUGUUACUACUACUGUCUACAACACACACCACCGGUACCCUGGAUAGUAUAGCUCUGACACUUGGCCUACACAAGAGCAUAUACGUUAACAGAACACUUGUGUUUGUUUCUGUAGUCUCUUGGAUGUAUGUUGCAGGAUACUUGUUACUACUACUGUCUACAACACACACCACCGGUACCCUGGAUAGUAUAGCUCUGACACUUGGCCUACACAAGAGCAUAUACGUUAACAGAACACUUGUGUUUGUUUCUGUAGUCUCUUGGAUGUAUGUUGCAGGAUACUUGUUACUACUACUGUCUACAACACACACCACCGGUACCCUGGAUAGUAUAGCUCUGACACUUGGCCUACACAAGAGCAUAUACGUUAACAGAACACUUGUGUUUGUUUCUGUAGUCUCUUGGAUGUAUGUUGCAGGAUACUUGUUACUACUACUGUCUACAACACACACCACCGGUACCCUGGAUAGUAUAGCUCUGACACUUGGCCUACACAAGAGCAUAUACGCUGUAGUAAUAGAUGCCGGAAGCACAGGCUCCAGGGUUUUGGCCCUGUCCUUCCAUCAGUCCAUCCUAGAUGAUAGUUUAAAACUAGAUGAUGAAUUAUUUAUUGAGCAAGAACCAGGAUUGUCAGCCUAUGCUGAGAAUCCAAAAAUGGGAGCGGAGAAAAUAGCAGAACUUGUGGAGAGAGCCAAGGGGUUCGUUCCGCAGAAGGCGUGGUCCAGCACCCCUAUGGUACUGAGAGCCACAGCAGGUCUGCGUCUGCUGCCCGAGGGCAAAGCCAACGCGCUACUAGAUGAGGUACGGAGACUGUUUGCCAAUUCACCAUUUCACACAACAGAAAAUUCUGUGGCAAUCAUGGAAGGUUCUGAUGAGGGGCUAUUCGCCUGGGUCAACAUAAAUUUCCUGUCAGACAGAUUAUUUGGCAAGGCAAGCCAAAUGUUGGCAGCCCUGGAUCUAGGUGGAGGCUCCACACAAAUCACGUUUCCUCUCAUCGAUGAGAAACAAAGGAACAAGUUCCCUUCUGAUGAUGUCCAUCCAUUGAAAAUGUUUGGGCAGCAGAUCUAUGUCUACACGCAUAGUUACCUGGGGCUGGGACUGAUGGCAGCCCGGAAAGCCAUCCUAUCUAUGGGCAACCCAGAAGGAUCCACAGACUUGGCCAGUGAGUGUAUCAAUCCCAUCAACAAGAACAAGAAGUUUAAGUACGGUGGCAAGGAAUAUACUGUUCAAGGUCCAGCAAACCCUGAGAUCUUGAAGAAGAAGAGGAAGAACCCUGAUGAAGGCUUUGAUGAGACACCUAUUGUUAGACUGAAGGAGUGCACUGACUUGGCCAAAAGUUACCUCAAUUCUCAGAAUAUGACCAAGCCCGAUGGUGUUUUGGACUUUGAAAUCACUGCAUUCUCUUAUUUCUUUGAUCGUGCCACCGAAGUUGGUUUGCUCACCGAUAUUUAUACCGGUGGGACUGUCCUCUUCAAGGACAUUAAGAAAGCGACUAAAGAAUCCUGUAUGGAUCCGAAUGUUGAGAGGCCGUUUAUGUGUGUCGAUCUUGUGUUCAUCUCGACUCUUCUUGAAGAUGGUUAUGGGUUUCGUCCUGACACAAAAAUCAAGUUGGUGAAACGUAUUGAAGGACAUGAAGUCAGCUGGUCUUUAGGGGCAGCCUUCCACUUCCUACAGAACGGCUUAUAACACAGGCAGAUCUCCCUGUUGAAUGUAAUAGAGCACUAGUGAUGCUACUUAUUAUAAACUCUGUGCCUCUUUAAAUGUUUUACUAUUUUUAUAAUUAUAUAAAUUUUAGCUAUUUACCUACAGUUUUUAAAUGUACCCUAUGAAGUAAAUACAUAAAAUGUAGCUGUAAAUAUAAAAGUAAAAUGUAAAUUUAUAUUUACAGCUACAUUUUAUGUAUUUAUUUCGUAAGCUACAUUUUAAAUCUAUUCUACAGUUAAAUUAAAAACUGUUAAUAUUGUUGUUAUUGUAAAUUGUUUUAAUGAGUUUCACGAGUAAUGCACUAGUUUUAACAUAGCUUAUACAUGGUCUUACAAAAGGUGAAAGUAACAACCAAACUGCAAAACAUAAAGCUAUAUAAAAUGUAUUUAUUAGUUACAUUUGGUUUGUUGUAAUGGAAAGAAUUAGUUGUAUAUAACAGAUUACAGUUGUAACUUGUUUUCACUUUGUUAAAUGUGUGUUUUAUUAAAUAGUAUAGAAAAGAUUUUUUGCAUGUAACAGAUGAUUGUAAUAGAUGCAUGUAAAGUAAAGAGCUUAUAACCGAACCACAAGUAAGAAGUAAAAUAAAAAUUAAUAGUUGGUGUAAAACAAUAACCCAAUUGGAAUGAUAUUACUUUUAUCUUUCUUUUUUACUUCCAGUUUUAAAGUAACACAUUAGCUAAUGCAUUAUAAUGAGCAUUAAAUACAGUUAUGACGCUACAUUACUAGAUUUUUACUUAAUUUUUGUGUGGAAAUGAUGCUGCAUGGGUGUAUAAGCUAUUUACAUGCAUCUAUUACUAUCACCUGUUACAACUAAUUCUUUCCAACCUCUUCAGAAAAAGUUAAAACAAGUUACAACAAACAUACAAUGUACAACUAAUUCUUUCUGUUUAUUUCUCUUUAAGUUCAAGCCUCUGUAUGAUAUAAAUGUAUGUAUGUUGACAAAAGGAUAUCAUAGAGGGACUUGAACUUAUAAAUGUAUAACAAUAAGGUAAGGCCCUGUAUAAGCUGUGUUAAAACUAGUUAAGAUGAAAUAAAAACAACUUUUAGGAUAGUCUUUAAAAUAUGAUUAAUCUUGUAAUUACAUAUCGUAAAAGCAUUCCAUGAAUUUCCUGGUGCUGUCAUGUGUCUUAUAUUUAAUUUUAGAUCUAAAAUUGUCCUACUUUAUUUUACUUGAUUUUUAUUAAUGCUCAUUUUGACAAUAAAUAGUGAAAUUUAAAUGUCUGCUGUUAAAUAUGAAUAAUUUUUCAUUGCUGAGUUAUAUUAAACUAUUACUUAAUUACAAAUUAAAGUAAUCGUUCAGUAUAACUAAUAAAUUUACAAUAUGUUUUAAUAAUAACCCUCUACAUUGACCAUGUAGUAUUUAAUGAAAAUACUUUAAUCAAUUCAAGUUUAUAUUCAAAUGAAUUAAUUGUUCUAGGUUUAUUAUUAAACCCAGAACAAUUGAUUCUCGUACAUUCAAAAAACUACUUUUUGUAUGGACAUAUUGAUAUUCAAAUGAAUUAAUUGUUCUAGGUUUAUUAUUAAGCCCAGAACAAUUGAUUCUACAUUCAAAAAACUACUUUUUGUAUGGACACAUUGACCGUGUUUAAAGCAAUCUAGCAUCCUUAUUGUAGGUAAUGCUCAUUAUAUUGUUAGUAUAUAAAAGAUUAAAAUACAUUUAAAUGUGUAUAUUUGAUCAAUGAAUUUUCUUUACACAGUAGCUGUUUCCUUUAUGUGCUUGAAUAGGACAGUUCCACCGGCAUGAAUGUCUGUAACAUAAAAAUAGCAUUUUACAACAAAGAAUAUUAUUUUUAACUUUUAAAAUGAUAUUAUUCUCUUAUAAGUGCUAAAAAUUUCAUUUUAGUUUUUGAAAAUAAAUAUAGUUAUACGGUUUAAUGUUACUGGAAAUAAAUCAAAUUCUUUUUUUGUUUUACCUUGUUUCAUGCUUAAUAAAUAUGUUGACAAUAGGAUUCAAACUUAAAAGUAAAGGUUUUAGGAUAGUAUCUAAUGUUUUUUAGAAAUAGAACAUUUUUAGUUCAUUUAAAUAAUAUAUUUAAACUCAAUUUGAUAAUAGGAUUAUUAUCAAAUUGAGUUCAAAUAUAUAAAGAUUACUUAUGCCAUAGUAUAGCUGCUCUUAAAUACAUCAAUUACCAUUAAAAUAUCAUUCCACAAGGUCUAAUGAACAGAUUAUAUGACCAAUAAUUACAUUUGGCAUUUGUUAAAAUAAAAUCCAAUAUUCCUGCCUUUUGGUAAAUUGCAUUUAAAAGUCAGUAAUGAUAUUUUCAUUACAUUCUACAUGGUUAAUUUAGUUAGAAAACAGAGUGCAAAUCUGUAAAAUAAUACUUGUGUUACAGUAUUAUUUUACAGAUGGACAUUCUACAUUGUUUUAUUGUAUACUUGUACAAGUAUACAAAAUGUUUUCAAAGAACAUUUUGUAUACUUGCUGUUUUAUCAUUCUAUAUAUUGUGAUUUUUUAUACAAUAAGUUUUUGUGUAGUACAUUGUGAUUGGAAUCACUGUUGUAAUGUUCACUGGGUGAUUCUUUCUGGAACCAGAUGUAGAUGUGGAAAUAUAAUUAUUAAUUAUUCAAUACAUACAAUUUUUAAAUCUCAUUAAUUACAUUUUAUACCCAGUGUCCAAUCAUCAUGUACAUUAACAAUAUUUAUAAUAUAUUGUAGUUAACAUUAAUACGAUUUCCACGUAUUAAUGUUAACUACAAUAUAUGGAAAUCGUAUUAAUGUAGUUUCAAUAAAACAUAAAAUUUGAAACAUAACAAUGUCUUGUCCAUGAAUUGACACAAUUAAGAACAUUUCUCUCCAAAUUUUAGUCUUAAAUAUAGUGUAGCGUAAAGAGGUUGUAUACAAAAAUCAUAUGUUAGUUUCUACAAUAAAUAACACAUCAUAGAAUGUUAUGUUUCAAACUUUAUUUUUUAUUGAAAGUGACCAAUAAGGGUUUAAUUUUACAAAAUGUAUAGAAAACUUUAAAUCAUGUUACUGUGAAAAAUAUAAACCAUUUUAUAGGUUGUA
This is a messenger RNA of Homalodisca vitripennis (glassy-winged sharpshooter), 5190 nucleotides long. It is a transcript of the gene NTPase, whose product is annotated as ectonucleoside triphosphate diphosphohydrolase 5. Bases 159 to 2168 code for a protein of 669 amino acids. Gene Ontology annotation, molecular function: UDP phosphatase activity; GDP phosphatase activity. Gene Ontology annotation, biological process: nucleoside diphosphate catabolic process. The record is from RefSeq and is a predicted model, not a curated record. Lineage: Eukaryota; Metazoa; Arthropoda; Insecta; Hemiptera; Cicadellidae. The transcript has 14 exons. Gene Ontology annotation, cellular component: membrane.